AUGGUCGAUGCCGACGCCACAAAAAGUGAGCUCGAACAGGCUCAGGCUCAGGCUCAAGAGAUGGGACAGCCAGACGAUAGAAUCAGCAGGAUUGACAGUGUCCAAGUUGGUAAUGUCGACAAACCACAAGGAGACGGAAUAUACGCCGAAGCUCUUGCACAAUAUCCAACCGACGAUUCAAUCGACCCAAUCCUGGAGAAGAAAGUCAGAAGGAAACUAGACCGACUUAUAAUACCUGUUCUGGGAGUUUGCUACUUUUUCUACUAUGUUGACAAAACAACACUUUCCUAUGCUGCCAUCUUUGGUCUCAAGGAUGAUCUCAAACUUAGAGGUGACGAGUACUCUUGGCUCUCAAGCAGCUUCUACUUUGGUUGGCUGAUCUGGGCUAUUCCCUCGAACCUCCUGAUGCAACGCAGCCCUCCUGGUUACUACUUGGCCUUCAACAUUUUCAUGUGGGGUGCUCUCCUUAUGACGCAGGCCGCUGCAAAGAACUUUGCUGGCCUUCUCGCUCUUAGAAUCCUUUCCGGUGCAUUUGAAGCCAUCGCAGACCCGGCUUUCAUGCUCGUUACUUCCAUGUACUUCACCCGUGAAGAGCAACCAAGUCGUAUAUCAGCUUGGUAUGCUUUUAACGGUAUAGGUGUUGCUGGCGGAGCUAACAUCUCCUUGACAGGCUAUGCCAUUGGUAAUAUCAAAGGGGCGCUUCAGCCGUGGCGUUAUGAGUUCCUUGUAGUCGGUGCUUUUUGUUCUGCUUGGGCCAUCGCCCUCGUUCUGCUACUGCCCAAUUCUCCUCGCACCAUUCGAGGUUUCUCUCACGAUGAGAAGCUCAUCAUGAUCGCUCGAAUGCGACGCAACCAAACUGGCAUCGAACAGCGAAGAAUCAACUGGGGUCAAAUCAAAGAAGCCUACCUCGACUACAAGACAUGGCUAUUCACCUUGCUUGGCUUCGUUUCUAAUGUCCCCAACGGCGGAAUUUCAAACUUUUCAACGCUGGUCAUCCAGGGACUUGGGUUCGACACGCUCCACACGGCCCUGCUGGGCAUUCCCCAGGGCGCCCUCGUGGUCAUAUGGAUCGGACUUGGUGCUCUGGCAAACAAGUAUAUGCCUCCCAAUAGUCGAACCCUGGUCAGCGCCAUUUUCAUGAUUCCAACCAUAGCCGGAGCGCUCGGCUUUCUUCUGGCGCCAGAAGAUGCUUACGUUGGCCGUUUGAUCUGCUUCUACCUCACUGGCUCGUAUCAGGCAUCAUUUGUCAUAUGUCUUUCUCUCAUCACUUCAAACACUGGAGGACAGUCUAAAAAGAUGAUUGUUUCUGGUAUGAUUUGGUUUGGUGCCUGUGUUGGCAACAUUGCCAGCCCCUUUUUCUAUCGCCCCGAACAGGCACCCUCCUACCACCUUGGUAUCGGAUCACUUCUUGUCGCCAACUGCAUCGAGUUCGCCCUCUUUUUCGUCUUUAGAUAUGCCUUCAAGUGGGAGAACAAACGGAAAGAGCAGCAUCGUGAAGCUUUACGAGCAGCAGGUCAUGAUUUUACUGCCAACACUACUGCGUUCAUGGAUAUGACGGACAAGGAAAACCCGAACUUUGAAUACGUGUUGUGUGUGCCAACCUGGAGCACUUUUACUCGAGCACAAUUAUGUCGUUAUUACGACAGAUGCCUCAGGGGAGGCAGAAGAAACCUGGGACGUCUAUGUCGAGGUAGCUUCCUCGAAUAUCUUGCCGUCUUACCAACACAAACUCUAAAAGUCAGCAUACUGUCUCCAGCAACAUUGAAACGCCACUGCUUGCAGGCUCUCUCAGUGUCCAAGCCCUUGAAGAUGGCUCCCAUUCAGGUCGUUGAGCAUAAAGAGCUCAAAUCUUGCUCAGGCGACUUUGUUUACGGUGAUCCGAAAGGUUCAUAUCUAGCCGCCAUCAUUUUGGCUGUUACUUUGACUCUGAUGACGGCAAUCUCCAUUUCGCUGUGCUUAGUAGCGAGCCAGCAAAAGGGAAAGCUUAAGGAACUCCAUUCAUCAACUAAGGAGUCAACGAAGCAUGUUCAGAUAGUGCCUCCAACAGAUUGGCAGAAGCCUGGCAACUCACCGCUCAGACAUGUAGAGCCAGUCUCGCCGGUAAGUUCCACGGCUUCAAGCGAAUACGAAGGCUUCUCCGAGAGUGCACCCCCAAGUGAUGGUUACUAUGGCUCCAAUGACCAGUCCUUCACUGCUCGAACAGAGAGAAUGGUGGCGGAAGUCCGUACUGAGCAAGAUGGCUCUAAUCGCGUGUCCGACAAGCCACCCCAGAUUCCUCGCUAUCCUUUUCAAGGAAGUGGUCAGUAA
Messenger RNA from Fusarium oxysporum Fo47, 2307 nucleotides. Its product is annotated as major facilitator superfamily domain-containing protein. Bases 1 to 2307 code for a protein of 768 amino acids. Gene Ontology annotation, molecular function: transmembrane transporter activity. NCBI's taxonomy places the organism in Eukaryota, Fungi, Ascomycota, Sordariomycetes, Hypocreales, Nectriaceae. The transcript is spliced from 8 exons. Gene Ontology annotation, cellular component: membrane. The record is from RefSeq and is a predicted model, not a curated record. Gene Ontology annotation, biological process: transmembrane transport.